This is a messenger RNA of Durusdinium trenchii, 1776 nucleotides long. Lineage: Eukaryota; Dinophyceae; Suessiales; Symbiodiniaceae. The record is from the annotation of a GenBank genome assembly.
AUGCCCAUCCCUGCUUUGCCUUCAAACCUCGACGAAGAGCGAGACGAACCACUGAAGUCGAUUGAGAUAGGCAGCGAUUCCAAUGAGCUGACUCAGCUGCAACAGCGCCUGGAAGCGGAGCUGGAGAAGCUCGCGGUGCGGCUGAGAACAGUGGAGGAACGCUUAGGUGUUGAGCCAGAGAAGCCGACGUCCGAGAUGGCGGAGGAUCAGCUUACCCCCGUGCCCGUUGAGGAGAGCGCUUGGAGUAUCCCUUUGGUGAUCGGGCUUGACAACACCGGAUGGCUGGAUACCUUGGCGGCAGUGGUGCUGGUGAUGGUGAACUUGGGGAUGCAGUUGGCCUUUUCAGGCAUCUUGCUCUCGGAGGAGUUUAUGGGGGAUGCCUUCGAAAGCCACCUCGAGUUUGCCAAGAUUUGGCGCACUAGUGUGGCCCAUGACUAUAGCUUCCUGGAUUUGGCGGGGGCCAGCCUGGUGACGCGCGUUUGCGAUCUGGAUGGUGCGCUGAUCUAUUCUCAGAAGCAGUCGACUCUGGUGGAAGAGAUCAACGCCUUCUUGGGCCUCGGCAAGGAUGAACUAAGACUGCCGAUCCUGCAGGUGGGCACGCUGCUGUGCAUGCUCUGCAUUUUGCUGUGGUGCCUCUGCGUGUACAAGGAGCUGCGACGCAUUUGGCUGGCCUUCGAGGCCACCCUGCAGAUCCCAAGAGCCAAGAAGAGCAGGAUGCAGAAUCACUGCUUUCACGCCCUGUCUGGCUGCCGCUUUGGCAUGCUCUUGAUGACUUACAUCGCUCGCACAGCCAUUGCUUCCGUGCUGCUGGUUGCUGGAAUUUUGUGGCUGGCCAGAACGACAUCCAUUACAGAACUCAUGUUAAAUGCAGUGGCAUUGAACGCCAUUUUGGAUGUUGAUGAGUUCCUGUUCAUUGGCAUGACGCCCAUCAAGAUUCAACAUACCAUCAAAAGCCUCGAGCCCAUCAAAGUCAAUUACAGCCACCGUCGCAGCCAACGUGAGACAGCGGUGCAUUUUACGUUGAUUACGAUAACCGUGCUGUUGUCCUACAGUUUUUUGGUUGUCCCUCUGACCAACAACAUGUUGGCCGUGAAGACAGAACUGUGUGGCGGUAACCGGACCUUUGUGGUUGCCUACAACCCAGAAACCCAGACCACCUUUGGACUUGUCACGGCGCAAUCGCGUGGACUCGAAAGCAAUUUGUCGGCAUCGGAGAUGGCUGUGAAGUCGCAUAUCGGAACAACACCUGAGAUGGUACCUGGACCCAUCCCGGACUACAUCUUCUUCUCACAUAGCCGCAAGGUCUUUGAUUUGGACCGUACACGAUCCAUGGCGGAGGAAGCUUCACUGUAUCCCGUGUGCAUGGAGAAAGACAUCAUGCAGGAGACAGGUACCUUGCAUGGAGAUCCCACCAUGACUCCAUUGGUGCAGACCCUGCUGCGGAAUGCGGGGCUGGUCUUUGGCAGGCAAAUGGCUGCCAGUUGUCAGGAGCUUGUAGAGUUUUGUGACUUGCCUGAAGCCCAGUUGUUGCGGCUGGUGUGCGGUGACACUUGUGGAUGCACGAGUCCACUUUCUUCGCCUUGGCACAAGACUAAAGAUCAGGGCUUCAGCGUGUCCUGCCUACUGGAAGCAAACUGGCGGAAGAAGGACGUGAGUUGCGAGGAUGAUGAAAGCAGAGGUUGGGCCGAUUUCUGGCACAACUAUGCUCCGGCGGUAUCCUUCUUCUAUGGACGUGCUCGAGCUGAUGCUUUCCCAGGGCUGCUCACUACUUCAUAA